AAUUCCGACCCACAGCCUGGCACCCUUCGGCUAGCGCUGUUUGUUUAGGGCUCGGUGAGUCCAAUCAGGAGCGCAGGCUGCAGUUUUCCGGCAGAGCAGUAAGAGGCGCCUCCUCUCUCCUUUUUAUUCACCAGCAGCGCCGCGCAGACCCCGGACUCGCGCUCGCCCGCUGGCGCCCUCGGCCUCUCUCGCGCAUCGGAGCACCCUCCGCCGCCGCCGCCGUUCUCCAUGCGCAGCGCCCGCUCGAGGAGCUAGAAGUCAGCUUGGAGCGGCGCGGGACCGUGGAUGGCCUUGACUGACGGCGGCUGGUGCCUGCCGAAGCGCUUCGGGGCCGCGGCUACAGACGCCGGCAAUUCCGGGGCCUUUCCAGCGCCAGAGCCCUCCACGCCACCUUCCCCCAUCUCUUCUUCGUCCUCCUCCUGCUGCUCCCGGGGCGGCGAGCGCGGCCCCGGCGGCGCCAGCAACUGCAGGACGCCGCAGCUCGACUCCGAGGCGGCUGCCGGACCCCCGGCCCGCUCGCUGCUGCUCAGCCCCUACGCUUCGCAUCCCUUCGGGGCUCCCCACGGACCUUCGGCGCCCGGGGUCGCUGGCCCCGGGAGCGCCCUGCCGAGCUGGGAGGACCUGCUGCUCUUCACUGACCUCGACCAGGCCGCGACCGCCAGCAAGCUGCUGUGGUCCAGCCGCGGCGCCAAGCUGAGCCCCUUCGCACCCGAGCAGCCCGAGGAGAUGUACCAGACCCUCGCCGCCCUCUCCAGCCAGGGGCCAGCCGCUUACGACGGCGCGCCCGGCGGUUUCGUGCAUUCUGCGGCCGCAGCAGCAGCAGCGGCCGCGGCGGCGGCCAGCUCCCCAGUUUACGUGCCCACCACCCGCGUGGGUUCCAUGCUGCCUGGCCUGCCCUACCUGCAGGGGGCGGGCAGCGGGCCCGCCAACCACGCGGGCGGCGCGGGCGCGCACCCCGGCUGGCCCCAGGCCUCGGCCGACAGCCCCCCGUACGGCAGCGGAGGUGGCGCGGCGGGCAGCGGGGCCGCCGGGCCUGGCAGUUCUGGCUCGGCCGCGGCGCACGUCUCGGCGCGCUUCCCCUACUCUCCCAGCCCGCCCAUGGCCAACGGCGCGGCGAGGGAGCCGGGGGGCUACGCGGCUGCGGGCAGCGGGGGCGCGGGCGGCGUGAGCGGCGGCGGCGGCAGCCUGGCGGCCAUGGGAGGCCGCGAGCACCAGUACAGCUCGCUGUCGGCGGCCCGGCCAUUGAACGGGACGUACCACCAUCACCACCACCACCACCCAAGUCCUUACUCUCCCUACGUGGGUGCGCCACUGACGCCCGCCUGGCCUGCUGGACCCUUCGAGACUCCGGUGCUACACAGCCUGCAGAGUCGCGCCGGAGCCCCGCUCCCCGUGCCUCGGGGCCCCAGCGCAGACCUGCUGGAAGACCUGCCUGAGAGUCGCGAGUGCGUGAACUGCGGCUCCAUCCAGACGCCGCUGUGGCGGCGGGACGGCACCGGCCACUACCUGUGCAACGCCUGCGGCCUCUAUAGCAAGAUGAACGGCCUCAGCCGGCCCCUCAUCAAGCCUCAGAAGCGCGUGCCUUCGUCACGGCGGCUUGGAUUGUCCUGUGCCAACUGUCAUACCACAACCACCACCUUAUGGCGCAGAAACGCUGAGGGUGAACCUGUGUGCAAUGCUUGUGGACUCUACAUGAAACUGCACGGGGUGCCUCGACCUCUUGCUAUGAAAAAAGAGGGAAUUCAAACCAGGAAACGAAAACCUAAGAACAUAAAUAAGUCAAAGAGUUGCUCUGGUAAUAGCAAUAAUUCCAUUCCUAUGACUCCAACUUCAACCUCUUCUAACUCAGAUGACUGCAGCAAAAAUACUUCCCCUACGACACAACCUACAGCCUCAGGGGCCGGUGCCCCGGUGAUGUCCGGUGCGGGAGAGAGCACCAACCCCGAGAACAGCGAGCUCAAGUAUUCAGGUCAGGACGGGCUCUACAUAGGCGUCAGUCUGGCCUCACCGGCCGAAGUCACAUCCUCUGUGCGACAGGAUUCCUGGUGCGCCCUGGCCCUGGCCUGAGCCCACGCUGCCAGGAGGCGGGGAGGGCUCCGCCGAGGGCCUCGCUGCAGUUGGGUCUGAUUUUGUCCAGCAGUCCAGACAGUGGCGACUGUGCUGACAGAAUGUGAUUUUUGUGCCUUUAUUUUGAAAGAGAUGUAUUUCCCAAGAGGCUUGCUGAACAGCAAGAGAAGAUGGAGCUGUUCCCUGGAAGGGCCAGAGAAACAGCAUGUCACCUCCUCCCUCCAGCCAGGGCCACAUCCAGCCAGCCCACCUGCGGGUCACCCUGGGGCCACUUCCAGAAACCUGGACAAGGACCAGGGUCUUGCCUGCUAAGGACUAUUGAGAGAGAUGUUUUUUUGAAAAAGAUUUUAUAUGUAUUGCCCCAAUCAUGUACUUCUUCUGAUCGAUGUUGUCUAUUCCAGAGUUUCUUCGUACCUUUUCCACAUCCAAAUUUCACAUGCAUUCACGGAGAAGAUCGUUUGAGGCCAUUUGGUACACAUCUCUGGAGGCUGAGUCUGUGCAUGAGGUCUCUUGUCAAGAAUAUCACUCAGUGUGUGAGACUGCAUUGUAACUGUAACGUACACUGUGCCUGAGGUUUCUCGAAGUUCGCGUCGGGUGACUGAUCUGAAGCCAGUCGGGAUUUGUAAACAGGGUAGCGAGCGAGAUACUUUUCUUCCAUGUAUACAAUAAUUUUUUUAAAAAGUGCAAUUUGCGUUGCAGCAAUCAGUGUUAAAUCAUUUGCAUAAGAUUUAACAGCAUUUUUUAUAAUGAAUGUAAACAUUUAACUUAAUGGUACUUAAAAUAAUUUAAAAGAGAAAUGUUAACUUAGACAUUCUUAUGCUUCUUUUACAACUACAUCCCAUUUCUAUAUUUCCAAUUGUUAAAGAAAAAUAUUUCAAGAACAAAUCUUCUCUCAGGAAAAUUCCCUUUCUCCAUUUGUUAAGAAUUUUUAUACAAGAACACCAACAUACGCCGUUUAUUUUACUGUGGAAUACAUGCUGGAAAAAUUGCAACAAAACUUUACUACCUAAUGGAUAGCAUUUGUAAAUACUCUAGGCAUCUGUAAACACUCUGAUGAAGUCUGUACAGUAUGACUAACCCACAGGCAGGUUGGUUUACAUUAAUUUUUUUUAAAAUGGGAUGUCAUAUGGAAACCUAUUUCACCAGAGUUUUAAAAAUAAAAAGGGUAUUGUUUUGUCUUCUGUA
This is a messenger RNA of Propithecus coquereli (Coquerel's sifaka), 3252 nucleotides long. RefSeq names its product GATA binding protein 6 (gene GATA6). Bases 286 to 2067 code for a protein of 593 amino acids. The record is from RefSeq and is a predicted model, not a curated record. Gene Ontology annotation, molecular function: zinc ion binding; DNA-binding transcription factor activity, RNA polymerase II-specific; RNA polymerase II cis-regulatory region sequence-specific DNA binding. The transcript is spliced from 7 exons. NCBI's taxonomy places the organism in Eukaryota, Metazoa, Chordata, Mammalia, Primates, Indriidae. Gene Ontology annotation, cellular component: nucleus. Gene Ontology annotation, biological process: cell fate commitment; negative regulation of transcription by RNA polymerase II; positive regulation of transcription by RNA polymerase II.